AUGGCCAUGGGUGCAGUCUCCACACUUGUGUUUCUUCUCACUCUGAUUCAUCUGAUUUUGCAAAUCUCCGCUCUAAAUGUCCUCUCGUCAGGCUCCUCUCUCUCCGUAGAGCGCAGCUCCGACGUGCUCCUUUCGCCGGAUGGCACAUUCAUGUGUGGCUUCUACAACGUCUCCCCCAACGCAUCCACCUUCUCCAUCUGGUUCGCCAAUGCAUCUGAAAGAACCAUCGUCUGGAGCGCAAAUCCUCUUCGUCCUGUGUACACCUGGAGAUCAAAGGUGAAGUUAAGCUUCGAUGGGAGCAUGGUUCUGAGAGACUACGGUGGCCAGAUUGUGUGGAGCAACAACGUGAGCUCCUCAAAUGCUGAACAAGCUCAGCUCUUGGACACUGGGAAUCUCAUCGUCAAGGGCAAAGGUGACACCAUUCUGUGGCAAAGCUUUACUUCUCCUACUGAUACCUUGUUACCCACUCAAACCAUUAAUGUUACCAGCAAGCUCGUGUCCAUUAAUAGAUUGCUUGUACCUGGCCGCUACAGCUUACAUUUUGAUGAGCAAGUCUUGAUUUCACUGUUCUAUGAUCAAAAGGAUCUCUCUUUCGUCUAUUGGCCAGAUCCCACUUGGACUAUCUGGCAAAAGCUAAGGAUACCAUUCAUGAUCAACGCAAGCGGUGUUCUAGACAGCUUGGGGCAGUUCCGCGGAAGUGAUAACACAUCUUUCAUGGCUGCUGACUGGGGCAGUCACACCAUGAGAAGGCUAACACUGGAUUAUGAUGGCAACCUCAGAUUAUACAGUCUGAAUAAGGCAGAGGGAACAUGGUCAGUAACAUGGAUGGCGUUUCCUCAGCUCUGCACAGUGCGCGGUUUGUGUGGCGAAAACGGAAUAUGUGUGUAUACGCCUGUGCCUGCUUGUGCGUGUGCCCCUGGUUUUGAAGUCAUCGACCCAAGUGAGCGGAGCAAAGGCUGCAGACCAAAGACCAACAACAGUUGUGACGCGCAGAAGGUGAAAUUUGCUAAGCUACCCCACACUGGUUUCAAUGGGUAUGAUAUGGCUGCCCAUCGUUUUGUUUCUCUUGACUUUUGCAUGAACAAAUGCCUGCAUGACUGCAAUUGUAAGGGUUUUGCAUACUGGGAAGGAAUCGGCGACUGCUAUCCAAAGUUUGCUCUUGUUGGUGGUGUAACCCUGCAUCACAUUGGUACUACUGGCACCAUGUACAUCAAGGUUCCCAAGGGAGUAGAAGUGUUGGAGGCCUCAAUUCCGCAAUCACAACCUUUUGGUCCCAAGUAUGGUCCUGACUGUACUACAACAGAUAAGUACUUCAUAGCAGAUUUUCUGGAUAUGCUUAAGAGACAGCAGAGUGAAUCAAAGUUUCUGUACUUCUAUGGAUUCUUAUCAGCAAUAUUUCUGGCAGAGAUAAUGUUUGUUGUAUUAGGAUGGUUAAUUUUGAGGAGGGAACGCAUGGAACUGGGAGGAGUAUGGCCAGCUGAGCCUGGAUAUGAAAUGGUAACUAAUCAUUUUCGCAGGAUAUUGGUUUCUGAAUACUUUGAGAAUGGUUCAUUGGAUAAAUUCUUAUCUGACAUAAAGAGUUCGGAAAUCUUACUUUUAUGGAAGCAAAGAUUUGAUAUUGCGCUAGGGGUGGCUAGGGGAUUGGCGUAUCUUCACCAUGAGUGUUCAGAGUGGGUCAUCCAUUGCGAUGUGAAACCUGAAAAUAUACUGCUGGAUGAGAACUUGAUGCCAAAGAUCACCGACUUUGGCCUUGCAAAGCUUCUGAGCAGACGUGGAUCCAACAUAAAUGUUUCAAAGAUCCAAGGAACUAGAGGCUAUCUAGCACCUGAAUGGGUUUCUAGUCUCCCGAUUACAGCAAAGGUUGAUGUGUACAGCUUUGGAGUGGUGCUACUGGAACUACUAAAGGGAGCCCGUGUUUCAGACAUGGAAAAUAAUGAGGAUGAGGAAGUGGAGAUGGUCCUUGGAAGGAUAGUCAGGAUGCUUAAUGAGAAUCUGCAGUUGGAUGGCACUGAACAAUCAUGGAUCCCUGACUUCAUUGACGCUAGACUGAAUGGCGAUUUCAACUAUCUGCAAGCAAGAAUAAUGAUGAUGCUGGUUGUUUCAUGCCUGGAGGAAGAUAGAAGCAGACGACCUACCAUGGAAGAUGUAGCGCAGAUGCUUGUUUCCGUUGAUGAAGUUACUAACGCAGCCAGAGCGGAAGGAGCUGUUUAA
Messenger RNA from Miscanthus lutarioriparius, 2211 nucleotides. NCBI's taxonomy places the organism in Eukaryota, Viridiplantae, Streptophyta, Magnoliopsida, Poales, Poaceae. The record is from the annotation of a GenBank genome assembly.